GAAAGGAAAGGGAGGCGGGAAGUUAUUUGCGCGGGAAAGAAGCUGGGCACCUUUUCGACGAGAUGUGCGAAUUGGAGGGAAAGCCAUAUGUUGUGGUCAAGUUCCCGGAUGAGGAUGAUGGUGACACUGUGGCGGUGGUGCAUCAAAGAUGGAUAAACGGUGAUUGGUGCUAUUGGCCCAACGCAAAAAGUUCGAAGAUGAUAAACAUGCUUACUGAAAGAGGCGCAAACCCUACAAAAGAUUGGAAGCGUGUGCUGUGCAUUCCAAUAGAGUCAUUUCAGUCUUUUGAAAAAGCUCGCAGAAAACUCAAAACAGCUGAAGAUACCUCGGACCUGCAAAGCGAAACAGACCUCGGAAAAGGAAAGAGGAAACGAAAAGCAACACGCAUCAGCGACUCCUCCGAUUCGGAUGUUCCACAAAGGAGAAGGCGACAGCCCAUGCCUCUGGCAGGGUGCAAUGCCAUGGAUGAUGAGGGCUCCUCUGGUCCACCCACUCCACCUCCUGCAGCCACUCUAAGAGCACUCAAGCAAUCCAGUACAACCUUCAGCUCUACACCUGCUUGCCGUAAUGUUGCCAGUAAAACUGUGUCAAAGGAACCUGAGCCUGAAGGUUUCAGGCGACACACCUUGGAAAUUCUACACAUGAUCCGGCUGAGGCUUGAUAACCUGACUGCCCUGAUGGGCACUGUGUUAGAAGCUCUGAACAAGCACAAGGAGGAGGAUGAUGAUGACAACUGCCCCGUUCAGGAGCCACACGCAAGCUACGACAGCUUCAUGGAAUUUGAGUGCCAGCUGCAGGCUAGCGAAGCUAUGAGAAAAAAGCUGGUAAAUUGGUUCGCGGGACUGGGAGGGAAGACUGUGGGAGCCACUACUCGUCGACUGCUGGAAGCUCUAAUGACCCAAAACGUUGCGGUGAAUUUCAGCUGGAAAGGGCAAAAGGGCAAGGCGAAAUUCCAACAGCUGCAGUGUGUUGAGCUCAUAUACCAAGCUGUAAAAAGAAACCCCCGUAUCACAACGACACGUCACGACGUUGAAGAGGUAAUCAAGACGUGGCUACGACACGCGGCGAAGAAGCUCAGGAAGCUUGAGGAAUCUGGUCUCGGCAACAUCCCCUAACUUUUUAUGAGCAUCUAUAUCCAAGUAUAGUGUGCACCUUUUUUAAUUCAUUUUGUUUUUUCAAGCCCAUCUUCAGGUAAUACCUGUUUGACCUGCAGCCACAAGCACACUACUCACCAAGUUUUGUUAGUUUGUCAUUAUCAUU
Molecule: messenger RNA, 1260 nt
Organism: Ixodes scapularis (black-legged tick)
Lineage: Eukaryota; Metazoa; Arthropoda; Arachnida; Ixodida; Ixodidae
Exons: 7
Coding region: 63-1115 (350 amino acids)
Source: RefSeq, a predicted model, not a curated record